Elaeis guineensis (African oil palm) is the source of this 963-nucleotide messenger RNA. RefSeq lists its product as uncharacterized. NCBI's taxonomy places the organism in Eukaryota, Viridiplantae, Streptophyta, Magnoliopsida, Arecales, Arecaceae. The record is from RefSeq and is a predicted model, not a curated record.
AACCGGUUCAUUAUUCCCAAAACGGCCCUCCUUCCCUCUGUCCUUUCUCUCUCCCGCCGCUUCCUCCCUUUCCGUCUUCCUCCUUUUCUUCUCUCACAGGGUUGGCGUUAGUGUUCCGAAUAUGAGAGGCAAGGACCAGGCCUCGAAGCUCUUCUACGAGCUCUGCCCCCUCCUCCUCACCCUCCUUCGUUCCCCCCACCUCGCCAUUCCCCCCUCCGACGCCCCUCAGGCGGCGGCGCCGCCUUUUCCACGGCCCCCGCAGCCAGCGGUGGUGGCGAGACCCCGCGCGGCGAGGCAGUCUCAGGUCUCGCCGGUGGGCUUCGCGUCGCUCCUACUCGGGGCGUCGCUCGCGCUCAUGCUCUGCGGCGCGGUGACCUUCGUGAUCGGGUUCAUUCUAAUGCCUUGGGUGAUCGGGCUGAUUAUGCUGUUCUAUGUCGUCGGAAUCGUGUCGAAUCUAUCGGGGUUAGGGAGGGCGAUCCUCUGCCCCCCUCCCCCUUCCCCUGCGGUUUCGUCCCCCAAAGACAUCACCGGCCAACUCUUCUCUAAACUUCCAAUUAUUUAGAUGGGAAGUUGCAACCGAUGUAAGUUGGCCUGCCACGGAGGUCCAUAGCAUCAAAACUUAUUUGCAGGCCAGGAUUUGACUUGAUCCAUCUCAUUUGCUCCUGGUUUAUAUCAUCCCUAAAUCUGCUACCUUUUUUUUUAGUACUUUAGUCACACCUUGUACUAGUUAUUGCACCUUAUAUGUCAUCUUCUGUUCAGCAGUUCCUUUGUAGAGAUGCAAUGUAUUUUGCUAAAAGGGAUUUUAGAAAUCCUGAUAUUUACCUGUGGUGAUCUGGUACCUUAUUUUUCUUUAUCCCCGAGCCAAUGGUCUUCUUUCCUCUGCUCGCUUUUAGGGGAAGGCUGCUUUAGAGCCUGAAAUUUCAUGUCCUGUGUGUUUUAGCUAUUACAAUAUCUGUUUGAUAA